AGUUGGGGGUGUUGUAUGUAGUGGGAGUAGGUCGGAAGUUGGAUCGGCAGCUGUGUCUUGAGAAGGAGGCCGACUCAAAACAAAUUGUCACAAUCCCCCCCCUCCCCACAAAAAAGCUGACUCAAACACCUCGAAAGCAUCGAAAGAACAAUCAUCAUCUUCCAGCCGAUAGAGAAAAAAAAAAGAAUACUCAACUCUUGAUGCCUCCCAAACACACUCCAACCGGUACUCGAACCAAUCAAUCAGUCGCCACCACGAUGACAGAGAACGAGAAGAUGUUAACCGGAAAGGCCUAUCUGGCAUCGGAUCCACAACUAGUGAAAGCAAGACUCCGAGCCCGAGCACUAAUGCAACGAUACAAUGGCUAUCCUUGGCCGACUUACGAGGCCGAUGAUCCAGACCCCGAUUACUUUGGUCCCGACGAUCGAAGGGCCCUCUUGGCUGAACUCUUCAACUUGCAACUCGAUGAUCUCAAACAGAAACCACUCGAAAUCGAACCCCCUUUCUAUUGCGACUAUGGCACAAACAUCACUUUCAAAGGCCCAUUUUAUUGUAACUUCAACUGUCACGUCUUAGAUUGUGCACCGGUGGUGUUUGGUAGUCGAGUGAUUUGUGGACCGAAUGUACAAAUAUAUGCAGGAACACAUUCGACGGAGAUAUGUGAACGGCAAAAGGGUCUUGAAAGGGCUUAUCCGGUCACUGUUGGCGACGAUGUUUGGAUCGGAGGCGGGGCGAUCUUGAUCGGCCCAUGCACUAUUGGAAAUGGCACUACAAUAGCUGCUGGAGCGGUGGUUAGGGGAGAUGUACCCGCGAACGUAGUGAUGGCAGGAGUUCCAGCUCGAAUCAUCAAACACCUGAACAGCAACACCAACAAAUCAGAUCACGAGUCUAACAGCGAUCUGAAACCAGGCCAUCCGAAAUCCUCGACCUCCAAUGCCAAUCAAUCAAACCAUUCCAAGUCGAUUGCCGCUCGAUCACCUGGAGGAGGCUCGAAGAAUCUCAAUCCAACCUCUGUAGCAACUGAUGAUGAUCAAGCGAGCGGACAUUCGGAGGAAACUAGCGAUCCAUUUGCCGAGUGUUUUCUGGCCAACAUUCCCAGUGCAUUAUCCAACGGCGAUCUACACAAUGCACUGAGUGUAUUUGGGGAGGUCCGGAGUCUGACGAUGGACCGAAGUCGACGGUUAGGGUUCGUACGUUUCGGGAGUGCACAGGCAGCUGAAGAAGCCGUCGAAGCUGGGCGAGGUCCGGACGGAUUAGUGGUGAUGAUGAAUCAGGAGACGAAUGAGAAGAUGGUAGUAGGCAUCGAGCGUCGACGGAUGUCAGAUACGAACAGGACCUUCAAUCCAGACCUGAUCACCUCGACCCGAUGCUUGAUUCGUCGACUGCCCAAUACGGUAGACUUUGAGGAACUGAAACGGACGAUCGAGGAGCACGCGGGGAGCUUGGUCGAAUGGACCGUCCAGGACUUCACCUCCCCCGACCCCACCAAACCCUCGGUGGAUAAGUUUAUCUCCCUCGAAUUCGAGCAACUUUGUGGGGCAAGAGAGGCGGUCAGAUUGAGUCAGAAUAUCAAUGGGACCCUGGGAGGGAUCGAUGUCCCUGGCACCGAUGGCAUCAAAGCUCGGAUCGAGGCCCGCAAACAAUUCUCACCUCAAUCCGCUUAUCGAACUAGUUAUCGCGGUCAUCAUCAGCAGCCCUUCCAUCCUCACUCUGGAGGAGGCUACCAUCAAACCUAUCCAAACCAUCAUCAACAACAUCAUCCCCGGAGCAGUCGAGGUUCUUACGGCGGCUAUCAUUCUAGAGGCGGGAGUCCUAAUCAUAAUCAUCAUUACCUUACCACCACCACCAACCCUGCUCCUGGUACUGGUGGUGGACCAGGUAAUUAUCAAAAUAAUAAGGCAUUCAAUGGCAGCUUUACUAAAUAUAAACCUAGAAGAAGCGUCCCUGGUGGAAUGAAUGGGUCUGAAUAAUUAAUAGUUGGUUGAACAAUGGGGAGGUUUUUUUUAUGCUUUGUUGCUGGUUAUAUAUUGUCUGUGGCCCGGUCAAGCGUAAUGUGUUUGUUUGUUUUGAUCCUGCUCUUGUUGCUCUCAAUCUCUUUCCUCCAUUUUUUUAUACUGUUAUUUUCAUCUUCAAUGUUCAUCUAGUGAAACUUGAUAAAAAAAAACCUCCUCCUCCCCUUUUCCUAAGACUUUUUUGGGGGGCCUGAUCAACACCUGUUUAAUUCUCCAGAUCUACUACUACUACUACUACUACCACUCGUUUUUUUUUUUUGGUUCUUGUUUUUUCUUUGAUGAUAUGAUUAUGGUAUUUUCGGUUUAUAAAUCCAUCUGUUUCAAGAUUGGAUGAUUGCCAAAAAAAAACAAACUGA
Molecule: messenger RNA, 2368 nt
Organism: Puccinia graminis f. sp. tritici CRL 75-36-700-3
Lineage: Eukaryota; Fungi; Basidiomycota; Pucciniomycetes; Pucciniales; Pucciniaceae
Exons: 8
Coding region: 201-1970 (589 amino acids)
Molecular function (GO): RNA binding; acetyltransferase activity
Source: RefSeq, a predicted model, not a curated record